UACAGGCUUUGGUGGAUGAUCCAUAACCUAAGCUCCAUUUGCUCUCUAUGAAAUGUGUUCAGGUCAUUAGCUUACUUCUCUUCAAGUGAAAGGAAGGUGUGUCUCCAGUGCACUCAUUUUAAAUAAUAAUAAUAAUUUAUGAACUUCAGGAGAUCUGCAGAAACCAGCCUUGUGAAAUGUAUUCUUUUGGACUCAGAAGUCUGUCUGCCUUACAGCAUCUGUGCACGGUGUGGUGUUAAUAUCUAUAAGACAGAACAAACAGUGAGGAGGCAAGCUAGUGCAAAAAGCGGACAAAUUGAGAAGAAACUUUUGUUUCCAUCUCCUUCCUUUUCUUCUUGCUUUGAGCUGCUGCUGGAACAAGAAUGGGUCAGCUAUGUGGACGAUGCAUGCAGCUCCUGCGGGACUUCAUAGGCUUUGUUCAGAGGAUGUCCUCUGACUUGGUGCAAGGCAUCAAGGAAUGCUUAACUCUGAUAAGCAAUUGCUCCUGCUUAAAACAGAACAGCUCUAAAAACAGGCAGCUGUACAAGCCCAUCCUACAGCCUCAUGAGAGAGUGACUGCACAGGAGUUUCUGCAGCAUAUUGAAACAGAUUUUGAAAUGUCUCCACUGGGAAAGGACCCUCUGGAAGCCUUGAGGACCUUAUCCUUUUCAGAAAACCCAGGUUUACAGCAGUCAGCUGCGCUCUAUUACUUGCACGUGAGUCAGCACAUGAACAUCCCCCUGCCUGUGGAACAUCUGGAACCCUUCUAUGCCUUACUACGUUCUGCUGACCUGGAAGUGCAGCAGAUGUCUUCCUUGUCCCUUGUCAACUUCCUGCUGGAAGGAAAUAUUGACAAAGAAUUAGUUGUCCAAAUGGGUUUACUUGAGCCAAUUCUGGAUCUGCUUGAAUCAGAGGAUCCCACUGUCCAGUGCAAUUCCUGUGCCUGCAUCAUGACUUUGGCUGUUUCAGAGUCCAACCGAGAGGCUAUUGGUGCUGCUAGAGGAGUUACGCCCCUACUGUCUCUUGCCAAUUCCUAUGAUCCCAGAGUCCAGCAAAAUGCAGUUGGUGCUGUUCUGAACCUCACACAAUCAGAGAAAAUCCAACAAGUUCUAUGCAAGGAAGGAGCCCUACCAGUUCUUGCCUUGCUGCUGGAAUCUCCUGACUCAGAAGUCCAGUACUACAGCUGUGCUGCCCUGAGCAACGUGGCAGCCAAUGUUCAGCACCACAAAGCCUUGCUGGGACGCAGUGACAGAUUCCUGCUGCGGACACUGCUCUCUCUCCUAUCCUCUUCUGUGGACAAGGUUUCAAGCCAGGCAUGUGUUUGCCUAAGAAAUUUGGCUACCAGUGUGGACAUCCAGGCCGAAAUGGUUGCUGAGAACGUCCUGCCCCAGCUGUGCUCUCUCCUGGCCUCUGGAAGCGAGGACGUGCGCCGUGCCUCCAUCGCUCUGCUCUGGAUACUCUCCCAGCACCCGCCCAACCAGGACAUUCUGGCAUGUGCUGAGCUACUGCAGAGCCUGGGGAUGUUACUGGCAGCACAUAAAACAGACCCUGUGAUUGUUGGACAUACUGCUUGCAUCAUCAGAAACCUGUGCCUUUCCAAAAACAGACAGAGAAUCACGGAGAGCCGCUGUGUCGAAGGUCUCCUCCAGACCCUGCUUUUGACCGACACUCAGGAAGACUCCCUUCAUUACGUGACAUCCUGCCUUGCUGAGCUAGCAAAGCAAGAAGGAGCCAUGUUACACAUGGUCCAGUGGAUGGAUGAACCUUUGACAAGGUGCUUGGUGAGACUGGCUGGCCAACUGGAACAUCCUGAGCCUUCCUUUCAUGCUGCCUCCAUCAUCCAGCACAUGAUCAGUCAUGAAAAAAUGAUGCUUUUGUGGAAAUAUCACAUUGAAGAGAUUCAAGCCUACCUCAAGAAUUUCCUUACCCACCAAGAGGUCCGUUUUCAGCAGCUGGGCAUCUCCACACUCUGCAGACUACGAGCAGAUCCAGACUUUUCAUUAGCAUUCAGAAAAAGCCAAAUGGUCAAACUCCUUGAGCAAGUCCGUCAGCAAACAGAAGAAACUCAAGAGCUCCUUAGGGCAGCUAUGUGCCAUGAAGACAGUUAAUAUUUAAGCCAAAUGGUUUAUGAAAACUUACCAGAUACAAUGGCCUGAACUUUCAGAGCAAACAACUCUUUUCCUUGGUUCCGGUAAUUUUCCUGCUACUUGCAGUUUUGUCAUACAAGAGAGAUGUCCCGAUAACAAGAAUUGGAGCAGGUCAAAACACAAUUCCUUGCACCCUUUGGCUGGCUGCUUAAGUGUGCUUGAGGACAUGGCUACAUGUUGAAAAACACCUGCUAUGCUUGGUUAACCUUCCAUGGCUUGUUUUUGGUUUCCUCACCCCACCCUUCAGAAGAACCAGCACUGUAUUAAUGAGGUUUUAUUCAUGCAACAGGCUGAUUCCAUUGAUGAGGCAUCUCUCAAGUAUGCAGGUCUGCAUUCAUCUUUAUUCUCUUUCUGUUCCAUGUCCUGUAUUUCAGAGCACACUCCAAGGACUUUAGAAAAUAAUUGAAUCACCCCAUACUAUAAAGGUAGAAAACUACAUACAGGUUACUACAGAAAGUAACUGCUAAGGGAAAAUUCUCAAAGUACAAAAAAUUUGUAAGAAACAAGAAUAGGUAAAGUCUUACAGCUGAUCCUUGUCCACACUAUAGGCUCUACUCUCCAGCAGACGAGCAAAGGCAUGUUAAGGCAAGGAAAUGUUGCACAGAGCAAGUACAGAACACAGCAGGAACCAUGAAUGAUUUGGGUGAGAUGUGUUUAAGUACAGAACUGUGUUCUGCAAAUGUUAAAUUCUUUCUAAAGCUACUUGCAACAAGGGAUGAGUGAAAAUAUUUGGCAAAAUUAGG
This is a messenger RNA of Melospiza melodia melodia, 2869 nucleotides long. RefSeq lists its product as uncharacterized. Gene Ontology annotation, biological process: nucleus-vacuole junction assembly. Gene Ontology annotation, molecular function: protein binding; protein-membrane adaptor activity. The transcript has 14 exons. Lineage: Eukaryota; Metazoa; Chordata; Aves; Passeriformes; Passerellidae. The record is from RefSeq and is a predicted model, not a curated record. The coding region runs from base 363 to 2087 and encodes 574 amino acids.